Messenger RNA from Harpegnathos saltator (Jerdon's jumping ant), 1181 nucleotides. RefSeq lists its product as uncharacterized. The coding region runs from base 182 to 799 and encodes 205 amino acids. The transcript is spliced from 4 exons. The record is from RefSeq and is a predicted model, not a curated record. Lineage: Eukaryota; Metazoa; Arthropoda; Insecta; Hymenoptera; Formicidae.
AUCCAAAGGCCGGGGGAGUCUCUGCCUUUCCUCGUCAGCGGGAUCUCAGGGCUGAGUGGAAUGCGACGGCCGAGGUGGGAUGGUGUCCAUCUCGCGUGAAGAGGCAGAGCGCCUGAGGAAGAUCACGGAAGCGCCGCGACGAUAAUUCCUCGUGAUAACUUGGCGAUCGCUCGAGGUUAAGAUGGAGACGACUGGCAGCCGGUUAGCUUGCAAGUUUGUCCUGCUGUCAAUUUGCAUCUACCACGCCUCCGCCGAGUCGAGCGUCGAGAACGCGGAGUCGAUCUCGGGGACGGAAGCAUCCGGGGUAAACGUCGAGUUGACCACGAACGCGCAGACUUUCAGACGAGGCAGAGCGUACAGACGCGGUUACAACGCCAGAGGGGACAACAAGGAUUACCAAGACGAUCAGCAGGACCAUUACGAUGAUGAUAUGGACGAUCACGCGGACGACGAGACCGAUCACGGUCAUACGAAGGCGAUGACUCAGCCUAAGGUCGAUUACUGGGCUGGCUACUACGACUUUCUCAUCAAUGAAGGCAGCUACAAGUUCUGGGCCGUUUUCCAGCUCGCCACCGCAGCCUUGCUGAUCUACAGCGGCUUCGCGGCUCUCUACUACGCGAAAGUGAACCCUCCGACCACGGACGACGACUUCGACGACAUAUUUCGCCGGCGACGACGACGACGAAGGAGACGCCGCUCGCUACCGCUCGCGCCACGCGACAGGCCCUUUGUCGGGCUGGACGCCGUGACGUUCCAGAGGAUAGUCGAAGCCGCGGACGCCGAACGAGCGAAGCGUUGACUUGCUCCUGGUCGUUUCUUUGGCAGAAGCGCGAAAGGACUCGCUGCGAGAGGACGGUCGGACGUUCGAGCGCAUUUCGGCGAGAGACGAUCACUGGGAAACGCAAACGAUGUACCUUCGAGUGCUCGCUUCUUAGUGAAACGAUGAGUAAUGCCGUACCUGGGGAGAAAAAAGACCGACGUCUAAAUUUCCGAGUUGGCGAUACAAGAGCGUUCCUCUCGAAGGUACAGUAUCGUCCACGCGAGCUCUUGAAAAAAGAGACGUUUUUGACUGGUUUCAACCCGUAAGUGAUGCGGCAGAGUGCACGUCAUGUUGCGAUCAACUCGAAGAAAUGUUUCUAACCCUUAGCCGUGCAGGGCGAUGAAAACGCUUGCGUGCUCAA